AUGGGCCACUCAGCGCGAAACCUCAAGUACUACCCGCUUGCCCUACGCAAAGCAUUCGACGGACCCCUUGGCUUUGCUGGAGAUACCUUCACCGUCAAGACGGCUCGGAAUGAGGAGAAGCUCUUCAUAGAACUGAGCACGUGGGAGCUUCUGAACCUGAAACCCGACACGAUCCUUGAUCUCCCCGUCCGCCUCAACGUCGACUAUGGCAUCUCAUCCAAGUACAUCGAACGGAUCUUGGACGAGUUUGGCAUUCAAUCCCGCGGAAAAGAUGCCUUGGAUCGCGAGUUCGGCAUCGAGAAGCCGCCGCAGUAUAUGAUCUCCAACACACGGCACUAUUCCUGGCCAAAAGGCGCCGCUAUUGCCGGUAUUGGCUCCGAAAAUGUCGUGGGUAUCAACGUCGACUACGGAGCACGAAUCAAUAUCGAGGAGCUCGAGAAGCGCCUCGAGGAGAACCUCAAGAACGAGCAGGCUGUGUAUGCCGUUGUGGCCAUUAUUGGCUCUACCGAGGAAGGUUCGGUCGAUCCCUUGGGAAAGAUUGUUGCCAUGCGUCGCCGGUUCCAGGCACGAGGCCUUUCUUUCGCCAUCCACGCUGAUGCCGCCUGGGGAGGGUACUUUGCGUCGAUGCUGCCACGUGACUACACUCCUGGCGCGGGGUUUCUUGGUAGCAUGCCAGUCAAUCUUGGGGACGCUGAAGGUUUUGUGCCUGACAGCUCGUUGCGAACUGAAACUCAGGAGGACAUCUGGUGGAUGCGACAGGCCGACUCGAUCACCUUGGAUCCGCACAAGGCUGGGUAUAUCCCGUACCCUGCAGGCGGCCUCUGCUACAAGGAUGGGAGGAUGAGGUAUCUGAUCACCUGGACGAGUCCAUACCUGUCCCAAGGCUCGACUUCCAGCAUUGGUAUCUACGGAGCCGAGGGAAGCAAGCCGGGAGCCUCGGCCGUGUCAACGUUCAUGUCCAACAAGUGCAUCGGACUCGACCCCGAAGGGUACGGAGCGUUGCUGGGCGAAGCGACCUUCACUUGCAGCAGGUGGGCAGCCAUGACCGACGACACGAUGGACUUUGUCGUUGUGCCUUUCAAUAUGCUGCCAUCCGAGCUGGCCGACGAUGCAACCCCUGAGUCUAUCGAAGCCGAGAAGCAGUGGAUUCGUGACAAUAUCCUCUCCUCGUCGAACACUAGCAUUGUUGCGAACGCUACCACCAGCCCCGGUGGUGACACUGCGCUGUCGCUCCUCCGUAAGCUGGGAUCCGACCUCAACAUCAACGCUUUUGCCAUCAACUUCCGCAACUCGGACGGAACGCUCAACGAAGACACGCUCGAGGCCAACUAUCUGAUGCGGCGCGUCGUGGAGAACUUCUCGGUUGACUCGCCUGGCGACAAGCCGAGCGAGAUCCCGCUCUAUCUCACGUCCACCGAGUUCUCGCCCGAACUAUACGGCGAAUGCGCCCAGAAGUUCAAGGAAAGGCUUGGACUGAGGAAAGAUCAGAACGACUUGUUCGUCCUGCGAAAUGUCGUCAUGUCGCCAUUCCCAACUGAGAAGGACUUCAUCGCCGAAUUGACUGGUGUCUUCAAGAAGGUGGUUGGACAGGAGGCGAAGGUCAGUCGUGAGCGCAACGAAUUGACCAAGGAUAACCAUGAGUUCUUGGUGCAAGGCGAAGAGCCCAUCUACUUCGUACACAAACCCAGCUUCCAUGCGGCGAACCAUCGCCGUCAGGCCAUCCUUGAGGUCGAUCUGCCCAGCAACAUCAAAUUCGAGUAUCAGACUCUGAAAUCACAAUACCCGGACGAGAUCAUCACUUUCAUCACAAAUCAAGCCGUCGAUCUGACACAGGUCAUCAACGAGUCUGGAGAACUCAAUGGAUACCUGUAUUCCGGACGGACCGGCCCCAUCCUGCCAGCAACCCCGGCCAAGAUCACUGGCAAGUGGCUCGACAGACCCCUCACCGGGCCCUCGCUCGCCACAGAGUAUCCGAGCACCCGCAUGCCCUUCUACCUCUACGGCGACCUCGACGGCGCCUCCAGCGGCUCCUCCUCCUCCUCCAAGCUCCACAUCGACCACGCCCUGCUCCGCUCCCCCAACAUCCAGCUCACCGCGCCGGGCGUCGACCUAUCCUUCUCGUCGCCCCCGCGCCAAGUCCGCGAGAAUGGUACUAGCAGCGGCAGCGGCAGCGGCAGCGGUAACAGAACCCCACUGCUGCUGUUCCUCGACGACGUGCGCGAGGAGACGAUGCAGCCGUUCCCGGACAAGAACGCCACGCUGGCCUCGCUGCCAAACUUCUUCUUCCGCGAGGGCGCCGAGUUCGCCGUCAGCGUGUGGGAGGACCCCGUCGCCGGGUGCCAGGACGGGCAGCAGGUGCUGGAGGCGUGGGAGAAGCUGGGGAAGGGCGGCGAUGGCGGUGGAGACGAAGACUUGCUCGUGGGGAGGGGCACGAUGAAGCUGUCGUGCGGUGUGUUCGUCGACGCUGAGUGGCUGAAUGUCGAUCCGUACAAGAGGGUGGAUCCGGUGGGCGCUUGGCUCAAGGAGUGCGAGAAGAUUGGAAACGCUUAG
This is a messenger RNA of Lasiodiplodia theobromae, 2550 nucleotides long. RefSeq names its product Pyridoxal-dependent decarboxylase domain protein. Bases 1 to 2550 code for a protein of 849 amino acids. The record is from RefSeq and is a predicted model, not a curated record. Gene Ontology annotation, biological process: carboxylic acid metabolic process. Gene Ontology annotation, molecular function: carbon-carbon lyase activity; pyridoxal phosphate binding. The transcript has 5 exons. Lineage: Eukaryota; Fungi; Ascomycota; Dothideomycetes; Botryosphaeriales; Botryosphaeriaceae.